AUGUUCUUCAAUAUAUUUAUGACACCCAUCACUUGGUUCAAUCUUCUACUAUGCAUCGCUUCUGAUAAUGAAACUUUCCAUCUACCUAAUUUCGACACCGCUAAUGAAGUUAUUACAAAUAAUACUUAUUCUGGCAUCUCAGAUACCUUUGGAUUUCUCGAUUACCUCAAUUUUGAGCCAAUGUUUAGCUCAGAAUUUCCAUCCGAUCCUUCACAGUUCAUUGAUUUCGCUCAGUUGAGUGAAACUGAGGAUAUAAGCAGUAAAGAAUCGAAAUCUGAAACUAAUCAGAUCACAAAUUCUCCUCAUCCUGGCUUCUCCGAUAUCUAUGAUCCCUUCGGUCACACUAAUUUUGAGUUAUCACUUAGCUCAGAUAUGGACUCAUACAGGAAUCUGUGGAGAGAUACUAACGAAGAAUUAAAAACGAGUGAUGAUAACCUGCGAUAUCCUUCCAUUAGAGAUGCUCAGAAUGAAACUUCUUCCUCACUUAAUCUCAACAGCGAUGAUAUUAUCACAUAUAUGCACUUACCUGGCUCACAACAAAAUGCCGUUCCGAUUUAUUUUCACCAGCUUACUUUUCCUCAGAUAACACUUCCAGUCAAAGUGCAACUGCUGAACAAAGCAACAUCGACAAUAAGCAUUCAGAUUACUUAA
This is a messenger RNA of Brugia pahangi, 651 nucleotides long. Lineage: Eukaryota; Metazoa; Nematoda; Chromadorea; Rhabditida; Onchocercidae. The record is from the annotation of a GenBank genome assembly.